Molecule: messenger RNA, 6454 nt
Organism: Patella vulgata (common limpet)
Lineage: Eukaryota; Metazoa; Mollusca; Gastropoda; Patellidae
Product: monocarboxylate transporter 12
Exons: 6
Coding region: 316-2196 (626 amino acids)
Biological process (GO): transmembrane transport; monocarboxylic acid transport
Molecular function (GO): monocarboxylic acid transmembrane transporter activity
Source: RefSeq, a predicted model, not a curated record
UUCGUCUGCUGCGCGAAGUCUUUGUUCGAAGGAUGGUUAUGGAAGAGAAUCUACGCGUUCAAUGAAUUUAGUGACAUCUCAACCAUAACUGAACCAAGAUUAGUAUUUUAAAUAAGUUUUCUAUGGCAUACUUUGACUGAUAUUUGGUGAACUCGAAAUGACUGAAGAAUCUGCUAAUUCAAUUGUUAACCGGAAUUUGUUUGUGCUUGACAGACAGAAUACAGUAUUGUUUUAUAUUCUUGGAGAAAAACACAGUUAUAUUCAAAUUUAGAUUUAUACAUCCAAAUAUUAUUGUUAGACACUGCUGAAAGAAAAAUGGGUAAGGGAAAACAUGAAACCGAGGAAUCCCUGAAAAGUGCUACACCUGAAGAUGAGGUGUCUAAUGCUGCAACUAAUGUUCCUCGUCCCCCAGAUGGAGGAUGGGGAUGGGUUGUGGUGUUCUCAUCAUUCAUUGUUCAUAUCAUAGCUGAUGGGAUUGUGUAUUCCUUUGGAGUGUUCUUCAUUGAGUUUUUGGAUUAUUUUAAAGGUGGUAAAGGAGAGACAUCAUGGGUUGGUUCAUUAGUUCCUGCUGUCACUUACAGUGUUGGGCCUUUAGCCAGUGCGUUGACCAACCGUUAUGGAUGCAGGAUUGUAACUAUUUUGGGAGCUUUUAUAUCCUCUCUAGGAUUUAUUAUCAGUAUAUUUGCUCCCAAUAUUUAUUAUCUUUACUUCACUUUUGGAAUAAUGGCAGGACUUGGAUUUGGACUGAUUUACUUACCAGCUAUUGUCAGUGUCGCCAAUUAUUUUGAGAAGAAGCGUUCAUUUGCUACAGGGCUUGCUGUUUGUGGCUCUGGAUUUGGAACCUUCAUUUUUGCACCAUUUUCAAAAUUUCUGGUCGAUCAAUUUACGUGGAAAGGAGCAGUUUUAAUUCAAGGAGGUCUUAUCCUAAAUGUUGUGGUUUGCGGAGCUCUGUUCCGACCUCUUGAAGCACCUGAAGAAAAAGAAGAAAUUAUUAUGAAAAAGUUAAAAAAAGAAGCUUCAGAUCUUGAACAACAGACAAAAACUAAAAAGGGAUCUAUUGAUCAUGAAGAAUUAAAAGUGCUUCUUACUGAAACACCAAGUGCCAUUUUCAAAAAUCGAAACUUAGAAAUUACUGAAACCCAUGCCUUAGCAAAUAGUCAUAAUCAUCUUAGCUUGCCACGUCCUACUAACGGUGCUUUAGGAAUUGCAAAUUUAGCUAGGAGUGAUGGAGCUAUACACCGAGUGCCGAAUGGCAAGUCCUCCAUCCCUCUUUCAGCUAUAUCUUUUCAAAGACAGCAUUCACAUGGCUCUACUGCUGGUCCUCUCAUGAGGAAAGAUAUUUUUUAUCAAGCUAGCUUACAGAAUAUUCCCAUGUAUAAAUCCAAUCCCGACUUCUACAUAACUAGUGUCACAUCUAUUCCUGAUGCUGGCAAGGAAGACACCGCGGCUUGGAGAUUUUGUAACUGCUGCAAGCCAUCCAUGGAAUUUAGAGAAACUAUUCAUCAAAUGUUAGAUUUUUCCUUACUAAACGAUGUGAUUUUUGUUAUGUUUGCGGUGUCUAAUUUCUUCACUAGCAUAGGUUUUAAUAUGCCGUUCAUCUAUAUCCCUGAUCGUGCCCUGGAAGCUGGAAUAGAUGAAAGUCGUGCUGCCUUUCUGUUGUCUGUGAUAGGUAUUGCUAACACAGUUGGACGUGUUUUAUUUGGAUGGCUGUCUGAUCGUAGUGGUGUCAAUCGACUCAUGUUAUAUAAUACUGCCUUAACUAUUUGUGGUAUUGCUACUGCCUUAAGUCCUUACUGUGGCGGGAAUUAUGCACUUCUGGUUACAUAUUGUGCAGUAUUUGGAUUAUUUAUUGGUGUAUAUGUAUCUUUAACAUCUGUAGUAUUAGUGGAUUUACUUGGUCUAGAUAAAUUGACAAAUUCUUUUGGACUACUUCUCUUAUUUCAAGGAGCAGCUACAUUUAUUGGUCCACCAAUGGCAGGUUGGAUGUAUGAUUGGACUGGAAGUUAUGAUGUAUCUUUUCAAGUAAAUGGGGCUAUGGUGGCAUUCAGUGGAGCUAUGUUAUAUUUUAUUCCAAUGGUAAUACGCUAUAAAGAGAAAAAAUUAGGUAUUAGUACUGUUACAGAGGUUGAUCUUGGAGAUACUUUAUGUUCCCCAGAACCAGAACUUGAUGUUCGUGUAAGAACUCUUUCUGUGUAAAGUUUGUUUUUAAUUUCUUGCAGAUAUUAUGUUUAAAAAUGUAUGAUUUAUUUCUGGUUUCCUCUCACUGCUAAAGACCCCUACCCACAAGUGAAUUGUUGAAAUAAAAUUGAACCAUAGGUUAGUCCUGAAAUGAUCUACAAGAUUGUGUCGAUUGGGCAUUAAAUUCCAUUACACUCUCUGUGUUUGUGUGAUUCUUAUCACAAUUAGUGGUUGCACUAAAUAAAUGUUUCUGCCCAUAUGUCAUAAAAUCUAUUUAGUGUGGGACCACCAGAAUUAGUUCUUACAAUUAUUUCUGUUUAAUAUUAAUCAGAUAUUUUAAAGAAAUUGAAUGUAAUUGACUUCACAGCUUUGAUGAAAAAUAAAGUACAUUGACAAUGUACAUGUACAAAUGUAUCUGUAGAAUGUGAUAAAAUAUUUCAAAAGAAUUUGUUAUUGUUGUUAAAAAUCCUGUAGUUUGUAUAUUUACAUUUGAUAUAUCAGCAUGUCAUAACAAUUUAUGUUACUGUUAUUUGUUAUGGUAUUACUUUAUAUAUUUGUUUAUUUAAUGGAUGUAUAGAUUCAAUAAUUUUAAAUUAUGUUAGUUCAACUAAAGGUACAUUCUCUUACAUUUACACCUCUUUUAAUGUUACAUUUACCCCUUUAAUGGUAACAUUUACUCUUUUUAAGGUUGCAUUUACCUCUUUAAAGGUUAUAUUUACCUCUAUAAUUGUAACAUUUACCUCUUUAUAUUACCUAUUUAAAUACAGUGACAAGUCUAACCCCUGAACUGAAACAAUGGACUUGAAACAAAUGGAUUGUGCAUUUUAAUCUAGGGGAUGGUGGUGAAAUUUUUUUUUACCUCGCCAACCCAUACCCACUUCCAGCCGGACUAGCCUCUCAAACACGACAGGCUCAUAGGGUCUAUUUUUGCAUCACAAGCUAUCCAAUGUGCAUAAUAAACUAUAGAUUUCAUAAAAUAGGUACAUGUAAACACAAGAUCAUAAAGCAUAAAUACAACUUUUUGACAUGAUAUUUAAACCGAAAUGUAGAGAUUGUACCUUUAAGUUCAACUUAAAGAUGAAUUUUGUUUUGAUAUAGAAAUAUGUGAUGUAUGUUUUAAAUGAGCUAGUAGAAUUAGAAAGUAUAUUAAAGUUUGUUAGAGAGAAUUUUACCAUAUUUUUGAUCUUUUAUCUACAUUUUUAUAUUAUAUAUAUAUAUAAUAUAUAUUAUAAAUAUUACACCAUACUGUACAUGUUUUAAUGUAUUGUAAGGGUCUGAAGAUAAAAUUGAAGAUGUUCAAGCAGUCAUAAUAAUAGUAUAUGAAGGCAACCAUGUGUAAUCAUCUCUGGCUAAAUAUGAGAAAUAAAUGAAAAUGCACAUAUGCAUAAUUCUACCUAUUAAAUGGCCCUUAAAUUCAUAAUACACCAUAAUAUUAUUUUCUGAAAAAACACAAUUGGAAAUUACUGACACAAUUAAAACUCAAAAGCCACAAAAAAAGCAAAUUUGGUGCAUUUCUGAUACAUUGGAGAAAUGGAAAUACAAUAUUCUGGAAACUAAAAUUGACAAUUUAUUAUGUUUGUGCCAUACAUGUAUCUGCAAAGAGUAGUAUGUGACAUGUCUUAUUUAGCCAGAGCGGUUGAUGAUUAUUUCACUGUAUAUGUUGGCUGCCGUUAUAUAACAAGUCCAUUCAACGUGAUUGAGAGCCAUGCACCAAUAAAUAAUUAUGUUUUAACGACUUUUGCUUAUACAACAUUUUUGCACAAAAUAUCUGUUAUCAUAUUAUGAUCUUGUCAUAUUUUUUAUGUUAUGUUGAUUGAUACUGAUAGAUAAUAGUUUUGCAAGAUAAAGGCAAUAUUUUAAUCAAAACAUAUCCAUUAAUUAUAAUAUUUGAUUAGCUUUACAUUAUUUUAAAAUCCAUAUGCUUUUGUUAACAAAUCGGAUCCUUUAAAUUCCUACUGGUCUUUGUGUACACAUCCAAUCACUUAAUUUUUGAAUGCUUUUGAGUGUUAUAGUUACAUAUGUGUAAAACAAAUAUCCACAAAGUAUGUCCACUGUAUUAUAGUCAACUUUACUAAAAUUAUUCUAACAUUUUGCUCUGUUCUUUAACUCACUUCAUUAUGUUCAGUAACAAGAAGAUUAUGAUUAGUCAACUCUAGAUCAAUUUAUAAGUCAAAAUUUGUGAAUCAUUUUAAAAUGCUUUUAUUAUCGAGAGGUGGUGGGAUCGUUUGAUUGGCUGUCUCUAACCAAUAUAUAUGAUUCACCCAAUGUUAGUGUCAGUACAAUACAAUUGAUAUUCUGAAAAUGACUGCAUGCAGUCAGGGCAUUAUAAAGAUUAAUUGUUUUUUUGAAAAUAUACCAAUAUGUGCACCAUUUUUGCCUUGCCAAAAAUAUCUACAUUCUUAUAUUUUAAUAUAACAUGGUAUGAAAGAGUAAGAUGAACGAUAUGAAGUUAAAUUUAAGGGAUUUUAUACGCCCACAUGGAAAUGUCGUUGCAUAUUGCCGUCGCCCCCGUCCGUCUGUCGUCCACAAUUUCUUGUGAACACUCUACAGACUACAUUUAUCAUCUGAUUGUUUUGAAAUUAAUAUAUGUUGUUUGUAUUAGUGAUCUAAAGAAGCCUACCUUGUGAAUGCUCGAAGGACAAAAGUUAUUAUCCGAUCUGUAUGAAAUUCAUAUGUCUUGUUUAAAUUAGUAAAACGAACAAGCCUAUUGAGUUUCAGCAAAUUUCUGUUAAUUACAUCUAGAGUUAUGGCCCUUGUUUCACUUUGUUGAAUCUUGUGAACGCUUGAACGACAAAAGUUAUUAGCCAAUCUGUAUGAAAUUCAUAUACAUCAUUUAAAUUAGUGAAAUGAAGAAGUCUAUUGUGUCAGCAAUUUCCAUCAAUUACUUCUAGAGUUAUGGCCCUUGUUUUACUUUGUUGAACCUUGUGAACGUUCGAACGACAAAAGUUAUCAUCCGAUCUGUAUGAAAUUUGUAUGCAUUAUUUGAAUUAGUAAAACGAAAAAGCCUGUCGAAUUUCAACAAUUUCUGUAGACUACUUCCAGAGUUACGGCCCUUGUUUUAGUUUUUAGAAUCUUGUGAACUCUCAAACGGCGAAAAUUAUAAUGUCAUCUGUAUGAAAUUGUCUAUUAAAUGCCCCUAAUUACCUACAAAAGAAUAAAUAUGCGACAACCCUUGUCGACCGCUCGGACGAUUUAGCUGCUGUGGGCGUAUGUUUUGUUGCCUGGCAACCCUAUCUUUUUUUUGAGAACAUGUUAGGUGAAUUUUUUCUAGAGAGUGACAGAUUUUAUUUUUUGAGAAAUCUAGAACUUAUAUUAAGUCUGAUUCCAAACUUUUAUUUAGUCAGAAUCAAAUACUUAUAUUAAGUCGAUGUAGAGAUGUGUGUUUGUUAGAUGUUGUUUUUUUUUUGUGCAGGUAUUUUAUUAAAUAAAAUAAUUAGCAAUAUGUCAACUUUUGACAUUCCAAUCUAGAUUAUUUCAGUGACCCUAUCUCUAUAAAUCAGUCAACAGCUAUAUGCUAGAAUUAUGUGGAUCCCUUAUUAUUAUAAUUGACUCAUUCUAGUUGAUUCUAUAAUAUUGUAGAAUGAAUUUUAUAAGAUGUAUAUUUUUAAGAGCCUGAAACAGAUAACAUUUUACACACAAUAAGUUCAAACCUAGUUGAAGAAAAAUGAACACUAUCAUCCCUUACUACACAAUAAUACUUAUCCAUGAUAAUAUCACACUGUAAUAAAAGUAGGUUAUAUAAUAUACCUGCCAAUUAUCAGUUCAAGAUUGCUGUGCAAUAAACAAUGGGAAUAUUCAUCCCUUUGUUAUGAUGUUAUAUGUAAUAUGUGUAACAGAGAAAAAAAAUAAAGGCUAUCAAAAUGAUCUGUAGAGAGGAAAAACAAUAAGAUAACAUUUGAUGAGGUCGAGCAUUUUAUCUACAGCACUUAUACUCAGUCUCUUCAGACCUGCUUAUCAGUUUUGUUUCAAGUUACAUCACGUUAUCUAUUGAUUAUAUUUACUGUAUAUGGCACUAAUGGAAUUUCUGAUUAAAUUUUAAUGCAAUUUGCUACUUGACUAAAUCAAAAAACCUUAUUUCUUUUGUUGAAUUAUUUGCGAAUUUUCUUAAUACAUUGUUAUGGAGAGGUUGUCAAAAAUGGGUUUAUUGUUAGCUGAGAUGUUAUUAUAUUCAAAUUAUUUGUUUGUAUCUGUAUGGGAUUAUGUAUUGUUUAAAGAAAAUAGGAAAAAAAGAAGCAAAUGUCUAAUUUAAAGCAAUAAAAUCACUAUAUUAUGUAAA